Messenger RNA from Miscanthus lutarioriparius, 966 nucleotides. The record is from the annotation of a GenBank genome assembly. NCBI's taxonomy places the organism in Eukaryota, Viridiplantae, Streptophyta, Magnoliopsida, Poales, Poaceae.
AUGUCUCGGUCACCCCACCUCCCACCCCGCUGCCCGCCGCUGGGUCCUCAGAUCACUCGAAGGGAUGACAGCAUGUUCACGCAGAGCUGCAGGUUUCCAUCCGGGGAUCCGUUCUUUGGUGAACCGCCGUGCUGGCUCGAUGAUCUCCUUGCGGAUUCUGGGAAAGCUCCCAAGCUUCCUCCCCUCAGAAGGGCCUGUAGCGAUUCUGAUGCCAUCUUGGAUGCACUGUCGACAUUCCAAAGCCCAAUUUAUCCGAUUGAGGAAGGCGAUCUAAACUCAGGUGGUGAAGCUGAGGACUUGUUGGAUGCUGGCGAAGGUGGUGAAAGCGGUUCUGUGGUCGAGGCUAGCUGUGUUUAUGGUCCGAAUUCGCCAAGACAGAAGAGUAGGCUGACAUCUUCGGAGAGUUCCAUGGUAAAUGCUGUGCUUGAGAAUGUCCCCAGCAACCCCUUGCAGUACCUGACCAUCGAUGCCUCCAGUGGUGUGAAUGGUAAUGUGGCCAGUGGAACUGCUGAUGCCUGUGAUGCUUUUGGCCAUCCUGAUCAAGACAAGUCAUUUAAAAGGCGUUCAGGACAAAGAUCUAGGGUCCGGAAACUUCAAUACAUUGCUGAACUUGAAAGAACUGUUGACUCACUUCAGAACAUGGGAGCUGAUUUGGCUGUCAGAGUGUCAUCACUUUUCCAGCUUCAUAAUGCUCUAUCAAUGGAAAACAAGCAACUGAGGAUGCAGAUUUCCAGUCUUCAGCAUGCAAAACUGAUUAAGGAUGGUCAGACGCAUGCCCUAAAGAAUGAAGCUGAAAGGUUAAAGCAGAUGUCUGCCCGUCACCGCCGGAGCAGAAGCGUCACUUCCUGUUAUGACCCAAGCUCUUUCGGAGCAGACGCGUCUACAGUUAAUUGGCAGAUGCCUGACAUGGCAAGGCUCAACCUGAAGGGCAGCUCUGUCUCCCCAAGAGGCGGCUAUGGUCUGUGA